AUGACUGCCAACAUUCAUAAAAGAAAGUACUUGCCCACACCCAGCACCUCUUCGGAAGAGUAUGACCCAAAGACCGAAUCCAUGACCAUUGAAGAAUUCUCGAGAGGCAAAGACCAAUGGCGCGUGAGUGCGGCAGGGCAUCUCCCCGUCCACUAUCCUUACAACUUCUUCAACUCGGGAGGCUUUCCAAAAAUUAUUGGCAAGAUGAAGCUUUGGCCAAGAGAUGAACCAAGUGCGGCUGUGGACACAGUCAUCAUCAGGACGAACCAGGGCGACGACGACAAAGAUCGAUUUACGCGAUGGCAAGAUGCCUGCGGGGAAAUUCUCGAUCUACUAGUGAAGAAGGGAAACUUAGACAGUUCUCAGGUCCAAGUAGAGAUUGUCAAUCCAGCCAGAACAAAUCAAGAUGAGUCGUCGGGUAUCCGCGAUACAACUGUGCGGGCUGCAAUUGAUUCUGUGAGAGACGCAUUGUACAACAUUGCCAAAGCUCACUUGGGUGGUCACCUUAGACAGAUCAGCUGGCAUAUGCGCGGUCCACGAGAUGCGCCUGAAGAAGCACUAAGACCUACUGCUAUGGUGUUCGUCAGGAAGCGGUCAUUUCUCAGAUUUACAUACGCCCAGAAAAGUAUUGCAGAAGCCCUGCUCACGCCGACAUUUCCGGGGGUCUUCAUUGACCUUGAGAUUGUUAGGGGUGGGGUUGAAUUGUGCUAG
Molecule: messenger RNA, 711 nt
Organism: Mollisia scopiformis
Lineage: Eukaryota; Fungi; Ascomycota; Leotiomycetes; Helotiales; Mollisiaceae
Exons: 4
Coding region: 1-711 (236 amino acids)
Source: RefSeq, a predicted model, not a curated record